GAUAGACAGACAGAAAGUGAGAGAGAAAGGCAGACAGAUAGACAGACAGAGACAGACAGAUAGAGACAGACAGAGUUCACAGGGUUUUCUUUUCCAUUUUAUGCUAAUAAUAUAAAAAUAGAAAACAAACAAACAAAUAAAUAAAUAUCGAUAAGCCGACACACACUUGUUCGCAGGUUUCCUCGUUUUUUUAUUUCUGCAGAAAAUACAACGAAUAAAUAAAUAAUUAUUGAUACUCGUUCCCCGGCUUAUCACACGUGCUCUCCAUGCAAACGUGGAGAACACCACACAGGAAGUAACCCAACCUCAGGAUGAAACUCAGGUCUGCACCACCACACUGCCCCCUGUGUGUGUGUGUGUGUGUGUGUGUAAUACCAUACACUAAGAUUAGCAGGACUGUUACUGCAACAUUUAAAAGUUGAAUCAUACAAUACAUUACAACUAAGUAGUAAGUCAUGUUUAUAUAAACACACAUUUCUAAAUAGUUCCUUCACUCAGGCACUGCAAGAGAACACCUCACCUGGCCGCUAGUGCACGCUGGGUCUGUUUUAGAGCUAAACCGUGCACCUGAAUUUUACUGCGCCCAUACAAUGAUCUAUACGGUAAUACAUAAACAUUGUCAAAGUGGGGCUUUGGUGUAAUUUUUUAUUGGGAAUUGUAGUCUUUUUAACUCACUCCACAUGAGACUGGUAUGGCACAUGAAACUACAAAGUCCAGAAGACAUGUCUCUUCUCUCUCCUCCGCCUCUUACGUUUUCAAAAUACCGAAAGUUUGCCAACAGGAAUGAAUGCAACGUUAGUUACCUAACCGGAGACCAGUGAACUAUACAACACCAUGUUGGCCCGCGUGGGUGCUAUAACAACAGCAGUUCUCGGCUCUGCAGUGUUCUGGGCGCAGCAGAAAAACACCGAGCCUGUACAGGAACACUUGGAUUUGACCAAUACUCCUAGUUCCGACCAGUCCUCAUCUCAGUAUGAGCUGAAACUUGUUCAGGUGUUGUUUAGACAUGGUGCGAGAACACCGCUGAAGUCUAUACCAGACGUUUUGGAGGCGCGCUGGGUUCCUGACCUUCUGGAGGUUCCAGAUCACACCAAGAUCGAUUAUGUCGUUACAGACCUGCAGGGUGGCCCAAGACCUCCUUCUCCUGUGGAGGACAGCUACAGAGCUAAAACCCUGGCGGGUGGCACGUAUCCGGGUCAGCUGACCACAGUGGGCAUGCAACAGCUGUAUGAUCUAGGACUAAGGCUGAGGAGGAGGUACAUUCAGGACAUGGCCUUCCUUAGCCCAUACUUCAACAGUAAAGAAGUUUACGUUCGUUCAACCAACAUCGUCCGCACCAUCGAAUCAGCCAGGUGUCUGGUAGCAGGGUUGUUCCAGCAGCAAAACACGGACACUGUGUCUAUCGUCACAGAAGAAGCAGAGAAAGAGAUCCUCUACCCAAACUACCAUGGAUGCAAACUUCUCAAGCUGCUCAGUGGAUCCCGUUGGGCAAAAUCGUCCACGUUGCCCGACAUUGCUUCUGAUCUACAGAGCAUUCAGAGCGCGUUGGGUGUCGGGCCUCAUCAGCGUCUUGACUUCAUCCUCAUUAGAGAUGACAUGGUCGCCAGAGAGACUCACAGGCUGCCGUCCCCUGCAGCACUCGAUAGCUGGAGAGCUAAAGUAGAGCAGAGAGCUGUGGAUAUGAUCUGGUACAUCUAUGAGCCCAGUAACAGGGAAAACCUACAGCUGUGUGUGGGUCCUGUCCUUCACACUCUUCUCACUAACAUGGAGACCAAAGUUCAGGGUAAUGCCUCAGAUUCAGACAGGAAGCUGUUUCUGUACUCGGUGCACGACACUACGCUAAUGCCGUGCUUGAUGGCGCUGGGUGUGUUCGAUAUGAGAUGGCCUCCGUAUGCUGCAGACAUCACGCUCGAGCUGUACCAAAACCGGCACGACAUGCAGCACUAUGUCAAAAUAUCCUACAUCGGGCAGGAUCAGAAAAUCCCCGGGUGUAGUGAUGUCUACUGUCCUCUGAAAGAGUUUAAGCAGGCAUUGUCCGUGUACGCGCUUCCUGCGGAGAGCUACCACACCCUCUGCAACCGCAGAGCAGAAAACCCCACCUACUGACUUCACACUACCUCACGCCUUUGAAAACACACACACACACACUAAGUCCACUAAAGUUCAACACCAUCCAGUUCUGUUCAGUUCAGGUUUACACGUGCCGAUGGAAGAGCUUUAUUCUGAUGUUCAUUACUUGUUUUAUAUAGUUUUUAGGGUUUUUCUUCAGCAGUAUUAGUAUCAGCAGAUUUACAUUUUAGUUUAGGACUGUCUCGAUCGUAAAGCUCAGCAUUUGCACAUUUCAUGGUCAACGAAUAAAAACUGCGUCCUGUCCUUAUUGGAAGUUAUGUCUAAGUAGACUUGGUUUUUAUCAUAUCAUCAAUCACCAUAACACACACACACGCACACAAAAAAAAAGCUAAUCCAAAAUGAUGCUUUAUUAAAGAUUGUUAAUACAAGGUACUCAACACAAGACAGAAGGGGAAAUGGCCCCGAAACGUGAUCUUAUUUAUUUUGUUAUACUGUAAUGUAUGCAGCAAUUUGUCACUCAGGGGCCAGUUUUGCAUUUGUGGACCUAUUGUCCUCAUGAGUGUGUGCUUAUCUUAUUCCUCCCUCUAUGGGGUGUUUUACUGCACUGCUAGCAUAUCUAUGAUGUGAAAGAUGAUGUAGGUGGUUUCGCCUUGUGUUUUUUGUGGAUUUGUUUCAACUUUACUUCUGUCAUUAUAAUGUGUCCUUUUAGUAAAUAUAAAUUUUUCAUGGUGUUCAAGCUUAAUCAAUAAAUAAAUUAUUGUGUAGUCCAA
Molecule: messenger RNA, 2840 nt
Organism: Ictalurus furcatus (blue catfish)
Lineage: Eukaryota; Metazoa; Chordata; Actinopteri; Siluriformes; Ictaluridae
Gene: acp6
Product: acid phosphatase 6, lysophosphatidic
Exons: 11
Coding region: 835-2106 (423 amino acids)
Biological process (GO): dephosphorylation
Molecular function (GO): phosphatase activity
Source: RefSeq, a predicted model, not a curated record